GUAGCGCGAGCCAGCAGCGGAGAGAGAGUGAGAGAAGACCCGGUAGAGCGCGAGGAGGGUGAGAGAGGGUGAGAGAGUGAGGGAGAGUGAGGGAGUGAGAGAGGAGAGAGAGAGAGAGAGAGAGAGAGAGAGAGAGAGAGAGCGCGACGGCCGUCAGGGUCCGGGUGCCUAAAGGGGACGGACGACACGAGCGGGAGGACUGAGUGAUCGUCAAGCUGACCGGACGACGGACCGAAUGAAGCUGCACCUGAGUCGAGCCUUUUCUGCCAUGCCGUCCAACAGUCCCGCCGCCACGGACCCGGCCCAGACGCCAGACAACGACACCUCCAACGAUCUGAGUGAAGAUGGAGCAGACCAGGACAGUCCAGAGGAGGGGACGCCAGCGAGCCCCCGCAGCAAGCGCAGAGUGGGUCGUCCUGGCAGGAAACGCAAACAGCUGCUCCCUGAGAUGGCGACCUCUGACCCCUGCGCAAAUGCCCCCCCAACUCCGCCCGAGGAGCCGGAGCCUUCGCCGUCCCCUCGCAAGAAGCGCGGGCGCCGGAAACUAGAGCAGGCCGAGAGGAAUAAGGACGAACCAGACGAGAGGAACUGCGACUCUCCCCGAGAGGGCGAGACGGGGAGGCUGCGGAGGAGGCCGGUCCCCAGAGUAACUUUCCAGGCCGGAGAUCCCUACUACAUCAGCCGGAGACAGAGGGAAGAAUGGCUCAGCCGCUGGAAGAUGGAGGCCGAGCGCCGGGCCUACAGAGAGGCGGAGAUGAACAUGAUGGACGACCUGUCGGAGGCCGACUUCCAGAAAGAGGACGAGCCCGCCAGCCCGGCCCCGCCCCCUUCGCAGCAGCACACCGACCCGGCCUCGCCCACGGUCGCCGUGACGCCGGAGCCGGUUGCCAGGGUCGCUCAGGCCACGCCGAGCGAGAUCGAGUACCAGGAUGGCCGAGGCUUUGGCAUCGGCACGCUGGUGUUCGGGAAGCUGCGAGGUUUCUCCUGGUGGCCCGGCAGGAUCGUCUCCUGGUGGAUGAGCGGCCGGAGUCGAGCGGCGGACGGCACCCGCUGGGUGAUGUGGUUCGGUGACGGCAAGUUCUCUGUGGUUUGUGUAGAAAAACUGAUGCCUCUGAGCUCCUUCUCAUCCGCCUUUCACCAACCAACCUACAACAAGCAGCCCAUGUACCGGAAAGCCAUCUUCGAAGCUCUGCAGGUGGCCAGUGUUCGGGCGGGCAGGCCGGUUCCUUCGUGCGAUACGAGCGAUGAGGCAGAAGGCGUGGAUCUUCAGACCAGGCAGAUGAUCGAGUGGGCCAUGACCGGCUUCCUGCCCACCGGACCACAGUCACUGGACCCUCCAGAGGAGGAAAGAAAUCCUUAUAAGGAGGUGUACCCUGAGAUGUGGGCGGAGCCUGAGGCCGCGUACACACCUCCACCCGCAAAGAAACCUCGCAAGAACACAGCCGAAAAAGCAAAGAUCAGAGAGGUGAUCGACGAGGGGACCAGAGAAAGACUCAUAUUUGAGAUCAAGAAGAAGACAAGGAACAUAGAAGAUAUUUGCAUUUCCUGUGGAAGCCUCAACGUCUCUCUAGAGCAUCCUCUCUUCAUGGGAGCAAUGUGCCAGGGCUGCAAAAACUCGUUCCUGGAGUGCGCCUACCAGUACGACGACGACGGCUACCAGUCCUACUGCACCAUCUGCUGCGGAGGCAGGGAAGUGCUCAUGUGCGGCAACAACAACUGCUGUAGGUGUUUCUGUGUGGAGUGUGUGGACCUGUUAGUGGGGGCCGGCUCGGCCGCGGCAGCUAUCAACGAAGACCCCUGGAACUGCUACAUGUGUGGACCUCGCAACACCUACGGGCUGCUGCGGCGGCGGGACGACUGGCCCUGCAGGCUGCAGCACUUCUUCGCCAACAACCACGAGCAGGAAUUCGAGCCAGCGAAGCUGUAUCCUCCAGUCGCAGCAGAGAAGAGGCAGCCCAUCAGAGUCCUGUCCCUGUUCGAUGGCAUUGCUACAGGUUUGCUCGUGCUGAAAGACCUGGGUAUCCAGGUGGAUAAGUACGUGGCGUCUGAAGUGUGCGAGGACUCCAUCACGGUCGGCAUGGUGCGGCACCAGGGGCGCAUCAUGUACGUGGGCGACGUACGCAACGUAACUCGCAAACAUAUCGAGGAGUGGGGACCAUUUGACCUGGUGAUCGGAGGAAGCCCCUGCAACGACCUCUCCAUAGUCAACCCUGCGCGAAAAGGCCUCUACGAGGGAACCGGUCGAUUGUUUUUUGAGUUUUAUCGUCUGCUGCAUGAAGCCCGACCAAAACCUGGAGACGAGCGGCCAUUCUACUGGCUGUUCGAGAACGUGGUGGCCAUGGGGGUCAGCGACAAGAGGGACAUCUCCCGCUUCUUAGAGUGUAAUCCGGUAAUGAUUGAUGCCAAGGAGGUCUCUGCUGCCCACCGCGCUCGCUAUUUCUGGGGAAACCUGCCAGGCAUGUCCAGGCCGCUGGCGCCGAUGGCAAAUGACAGACUGGACCUACAAGAGUGCCUCGAGCACGGCCGCACAGCUAAGUUUGAGAAGUUGCGUACGAUAACGACACGCUCCAACUCUGUGAAGCAGGGGAAAGAUGAGCAUUUCCCCGUCUUCAUGGACAACAAGGAGGACAUCCUCUGGUGCACCGAGAUGGAAAGGGUGUUUGGUUUCCCUGUCCACUACACAGACGUGUCCAACAUGAGUCGUCUUGCCAGGCAGAGGCUGCUGGGACGUUCGUGGAGCGUCCCCGUCAUCAGGCACCUGUUCGCGCCGCUCAAGGAGUACUUCGCCUGCUAUUAGUCCCUCUCUCAAACACACACGCACACACACACACACACACACACACACACACACACACACACACACACACACAUACACACCGACUCUCUCACUCUUCCUUUCACACACUCAGACACAAGCAGUGCGCUGUGACAGACACACACUGAUAACCACAAGCACUAUACAGCUUGUACAUGAAGGUUGGCUGAUGCAGGAUGACACAGAUGACCAGACACACAC
Messenger RNA from Salarias fasciatus (jewelled blenny), 3016 nucleotides. It is a transcript of the gene dnmt3aa, whose product is annotated as DNA (cytosine-5-)-methyltransferase 3 alpha a. Lineage: Eukaryota; Metazoa; Chordata; Actinopteri; Blenniiformes; Blenniidae. Gene Ontology annotation, biological process: negative regulation of DNA-templated transcription. The transcript has 24 exons. Gene Ontology annotation, cellular component: cytoplasm; nucleus. The coding region runs from base 236 to 2797 and encodes 853 amino acids. The record is from RefSeq and is a predicted model, not a curated record. Gene Ontology annotation, molecular function: methyltransferase activity.